Molecule: messenger RNA, 986 nt
Organism: Balearica regulorum gibbericeps (East African grey crowned-crane)
Lineage: Eukaryota; Metazoa; Chordata; Aves; Gruiformes; Gruidae
Source: RefSeq, a predicted model, not a curated record
GCAGCCCAGCUGGAAAAUGGGGUGGUGACUCCUACUCUCAAGUGAUUUUCCUCAUGCUUCUCCUGAAGGAGAAGUGGGUCCUGAACAGGAUGCAGCAGCCAGUGGCUGGGGUCGUUCCCUCGCUGUAUCCGUCCCAGACCAGCCUCGCUGCCGACUUGCACUAUACACACCGCAUCAUUGAGGAUCCCGAGUGGUCCCUCGCCACUGUCCCCCACCUCACUGAGCUCUGCCUCCAGCACAUCGUUCACAAUUUCGAAAAGAACCCUAUUUUGGAACGUCUUCUGCCUGAGCACCAAAGGAAGGUGCUGGACAGGCUCUCCACUGGCCUUCCGCUCACCGUGACUGCCAACCUAAUAAGCGAUGAGGACUACUGGAAGAGGUGCUGCACUGAGCGCUGGCAAGUGUGUGACAUCUCCAACUAUGGAGACAGCUGGAAACGGAUGUUCUUUGAACGUCACCUGGAGAACAUCCUGAAACGUUUCAUCCCUAACACCACAGACCCCAACCAGGUCCUAGAGCUCAUCCCGCUCUGCAAAGACUAUGUGCGGAAACUGGAGGUUGAUCAGUUCCUGCCACCAGUAAAGGUGGAUCAAAAGGAGGAGAGGGAUGACCUCUCUGAUACAGGGAGUGAAUUCGGGCUCAGUGAGGUCUCCGUGCAUCACUACGACCUGGGAGUCCUCAUUACUGCUCUCCCUCACCUUGAAGAGCUUCAUCUCACUUACGGCGUGAAGGACUGCGGCAUGAACUUUGAGUGGAACCUCUUUAACUUCACCUACCAGGACUGCUGCAACCUGGCUGUUGCUGUGAAGAUGUGCCACAACUUGAAAGUAACGUGUUCCAAACUGAACCUUUCUUCCUCAGCUAGAUCUUCAAAUUGCCUGGGGGUAGAAACCCAAGGACCAGUUUUGCCUGGGAAGGGUGGCAGCACCCUUCCCUUUGCAAGCUGCAGUCUAGCAGAGCGCAGCGAUGUUAACUCGCUCGCCUAA